UCCCGCUGAUGCGAGGGCAGUGGCACCUGCUGUGUUGUGACAGGGACGUGGGUGACCUUGGGCACUGUCCCGGCCACCUGUCCUGGCUCCUGAUUAAGCCUUGGCUUUCAGCACGAGCUGUUUUUAGGAUCUGAGCUCAGCGGGGCUGUGCAGUGGCCCCCCUCGGUGGGGUUUGUGGGGGGACCAGCCCCCCCAAGAGCCAGCAGGUGGCCUUGGCGGGCUGUGGUGCUCCUUUUCCCCUGUGGCCAAGGUUUGAGCCUUCGAGUCCCCCCGGGGACCUGGGUGUCAUCAAACCCGGCACCCCUUCUGCUGCCGUCAAAAAAGGAAAAGCAGCUCGCGCUGACUUCCCACUUCCCUUUCCCCUUGUCCCUGCAGCGCCGGAUCCCUACGGCACCUCCGGGCUGUGGCCCCCCCCGCCCCCAGCGGGCUGUACCGGGCGCUGCAGGACCUUUCCUUGGGGUGCCCGCGGGCUGGCUUCGGGGUCCCCUGUGUCACCCCCGUGGGUGGCCAGGGGCCGUGGCUGCCCCGGUGCCGCAGCCGGCGGGAGGUUACAGCGGCGCGAAGCCCGGCGGCCCCCCCCGCGCCCCCCGGCAGCCGCGGGCCAUGAUCGCCGUCUCCAUCCCCGCCGCGGAGCCGCAGCCGGCGGCGCGCAGCCCCGAGAAGGCGCACACGGUGUUCAGGGUGGAGGUGCUCUGCAAUGGCCGGCGGCACACCGUGGUGAAGCGCUACAGUGAGUUCCAGGCGCUGCACAAGCGGAUCAAGAAGACCUGCAAGGUCCCCGACUUCCCUACCCGCCAUGUCCCCAACUGGAUGCCCAAAGUGCUGGAGCAGCGCCGGCAGGGCCUGGAGCUUUACAUCCGGGGUGUCCUGUACCACAACGAGGAGCUGCCCCAGGACGUGCUGGACUUCCUGAAGGUGCGGCACUGCCAGCAGGACCCCAAGGCCAGCAGCCUCCCCACUGGCCACCUGCCCUCCCAGCGGCCCGUCGUCAGCUUCUGCACUGAUCCCUACACGCAGCCACUGGGCACCGACCCGCUCCCCAACACCGUCCUCAGUGGGGUGCUGCAGGGCCUCUACAUCCCUCUGAGCUGUACCCCCAGGCAUGCAGCACCCCGAGCCCCCAGCCUGCUGGGCUCGCAAGUCCCCACCCAGCACCCAGGGCUGCAGCGGUGAGCAGCCAGCCAGGCAGCAGGAAGGAUCCCUGUGGCAAAAAUAACACCUCCACGCUGCGAUGGGGCAGGAAAAGCCAGGGGCUGUGGUGGGACCCACAGCUGCUCUCCAGACCAGCGUUGCUCACCUACCACUAUCCAAGGUGCCUUUGUUGGGAAAGCCCUGGUGCUCUGGGGUUCCUGCCUUUGCAUGCUGAACUGUGCUGGAAGACCCUUGGCAUCUGGGCUUUGGUGCAAUAAAUCACUUGGGCUUGACUGGCAAAAGAUCCCUGUACUUUGUAA
Molecule: messenger RNA, 1451 nt
Organism: Falco peregrinus (peregrine falcon)
Lineage: Eukaryota; Metazoa; Chordata; Aves; Falconiformes; Falconidae
Gene: SNX22
Product: sorting nexin 22
Exons: 6
Coding region: 604-1173 (189 amino acids)
Molecular function (GO): phosphatidylinositol phosphate binding
Source: RefSeq, a predicted model, not a curated record